AUGUUAACUACGGUUGUUUGUUUCACGGAAAUUGCGAGAUUGCAAAUAGCAGUGCCAAAUUAUUGGUUAGGAAGAAUGGUGCAAGAUACGAUAGUAAGUGCUGCUCCAGCAAAGCCAACCGCAAUACUUCAGGAAAACGACAGCAAGGUAGAAAAGGACAACAGAAAGAAGAGAGAAGAGGAAGCGGAAAAACUCGAAGUAAAACAAGACGAGGAGAAAAAAGAGGAGAAAAAAAAGGAAAGCAGAAAAAAGGAUGAAAAAACAAGCAAGAAAGAGAAGGAAAAUAAGCAAACGGAAAGGAAGGAAAAAAUAGAACAAUUAGAAGGCAAUAAGGAAGAGGAACAGCAGAGGGACCUGAAUCCGAUUGUGACGCCUGUCUCCGACGAUGAUGAGUUGCCUGCGGAAACACAGAAGAAAGCAAAGGUACUGACACAAAUGGCUGUCAAUAUUACUCAGGAAGAGGAAGAGGAUAAAAAUAUUGAGGGGACACAAAGAAGCGACCUUCAUCAAUCUGUAAUUUGA
Messenger RNA from Brugia pahangi, 522 nucleotides. The record is from the annotation of a GenBank genome assembly. NCBI's taxonomy places the organism in Eukaryota, Metazoa, Nematoda, Chromadorea, Rhabditida, Onchocercidae.